AAUAACAAAACCCUUGCAUGGCUGUGUGAGUGUGUAAUUUGGCAUGUAUAUACAUGCGUGCCUAUGUGUAUGUGAGUCAGUACGUGUAUGCAAGGGAUAAGAAAUUAACCAAAAAGCGGACUAUCAAUUUGUCUCUCUGUCUGUCUGCAUUUGUCUGCCUGUGUGUGUGUGUGUCUAUACAUGUGUGCGUGCUUGUGUUUGAAUGUGUAUGUACGUGGAGUACAGAUUUGGGUCAAUUUAAAAUUGUGAGUGAAAACAUAAACUUCAUUGCAUUUUCGCUAAAAAACACAUCAAGUAUCACAACAUGGACAGCAGAAUACAAACGACACAACARCAACAACAAUCAUCUCGGAAUUCGCAGCUCACUGUCAAUCUGGGCGGUCCAAAUGCCACUAGUUCUACAGAAUCCAGCGCACCACCACGCGUUGACAUCGGUACGACUGGCGUCAGCAGUGGAAGUAGCAGCAGCAACAGCAACAUAAAUAAUAACAAACGCAACAGCAAUAAAAACAAGAACAACAAUGGACAUCAACGCAGCCAUAGUAUAACCAACGCAGCGGCCACAUCGUUUGUAAAUCUCUUCGAUGGAUUCACCUCACGUGUUUCGACGGCUGUAAGCGUUGCCGGCAGCAUCACUACCAAUGCCAUGGAACGGAGUCAUAGUGCAGCCAGUACGCCCAGCUCAACACAUUCUGGAAUUGGCGUGGGUGCCGGUUCGAUAGCUAGUCUUACGAGCAUGGGCUCGCUGGGUACAACAGCUAAUGCAUUUUACUCCUCAAUAGGCAGCGCUCUCAAUUCACUCACAUCACCAAUAACAGCAGCAGCGGCAGCAGCGACAGCAACCACAACAGAGGUGGUGGUAGCUGCAGCAUCGGCCAUCACCAAUCAUUUGAGUUCGCCUACCAGUGGCACACCCCCGCAUGGUCUGGGCGUAAACGAUGAGGACUGCGAUGAUAACGAUGAGGAGGAGGACGAGGAUGAUGCUGUUGACAAUGAUGGACAUAUAGCAGCGCCGACGCCAUCCAAAACGUGGGCUGAGAUCAGAUGUGUUGUCCAAGACAUUCGCAAGGAUCUGUCCAAUCUAUCGGCGAUGGUGCCCACCAAUGUUCAGUUCCGUCAUCUAUCCGAUGGCCGUGCACGGUGCUAUUUCCUGAGUACACCGCCACACAACUGGGAGACAACGUUGCUCUUUACGGACAUCAACCUGCGACAGCACGACGAACAGCAGCUGCAGCAGACCAGUGGCGUUGACAUUGAUGCUGCCACUGCCGGUAGUCCAAGUGGAGCAGCAUCACCAACAAUAAACCUUCCAUCGUUUCAUUUUGGUCCACAGCCUAAGCCCAGAUUGAUUUGGCAAACACUGCUCCAACAACCCAUACCCAGCAGCCAAGUGGGAAGCGGCAUAGGUGGAAGCGGUGGUGCCUAUCCAUGUGCUCGAGAAUACCAAUUGAUGCAGGAGCGCAAGCGUUUGUCUACAUGGGGUAUUACAUCGUAUGAACUGCAUAAGCCCAGCGGCAAAUUGGUCUUUCCUUGCUUAAACGAUCUGUAUCAAUGCCUGGAUACGGGAUAUAAUUCUGGUCUGCUUUUUCCCACACAACUGCGAACAUGCCCCGAGUGGACGGCAUUGGAUCCACAAAUCUGCCCACAGAACUCCGAUCUGAUUGCUCACAUCAGUGACUGUGAUAUCUGGGUAACGCACACGCUAAGCGGUCAUGAGAAACGUUUGACGUACACGAGAAGCGGCCGACACACGUUUGCGGAUGAUGCAUUAAGUGCAGGAGUGCCAUCGUAUGUGAUGCAAGAGGAGUUCAGUCGCUAUCAGGGCUAUUGGUGGCAGCCGCACUCGGAUGAUGGCAUCUAUCGUAUUGUCUACGAGGAGGUAGAUGAAACGGAUGUGUCCCUUUACACAUUCCCUUCGUCGACGGCUGUGCCUGGCGAGGUGGAUGAGUAUCGCUUUCCACGUAGCGGCACACAAAACGCCAAAUCCAAAUUGAAGCUUGUUCAAUUUGUGCUCAACGAAGCGCUACUAAUUAGCGAGAUAACCAUUAAGGAUUUACCCUAUUCCUUGUCGGCGGUGUUUCCCUGGCUGGAAUACGUCGUGCGUGUCGGCUGGACACCGGAUGCCAACUACGUCUGGAUGCAGGGUCUUAAUCGCAAGCAGCAGCGCUUGGAUGUUAUGUUAAUACCGCUGGACAACUUCUGCGAAUCGUACAGUAGUCAAGUGUCCACGCCGACAGAUUCCAUUGGGGAUCACAGCUGGCGCAGUCCAUAUAAUCGCACAAUAACGCCGCUGCAGGUCAUAUAUACCGAGCAGUCAGAGAGCUGGAUCAAUGUGCAUGAUAUGCUCUAUUUUCUGGAAGUGGGUGAUACGAGCGUCACCUAUCUAUGGGCCUCUGAGGAGACGGGCUUUAGACAUUUGUAUCUUGUUACCUCCAGCUUACUACUAACUCAUGUCAAUGGCAGCCAAACGGAUGCGUCGGCUGCCGCAGCCGCUGCUCAGCAUCCCAGUUUUGUGGAGGCAGCCGCACUGCAGCCACGCAUCGUUAAUAAGGUGGCCCUGACGAGCGGUGAAUGGGAGGUGCUGGCACGUAAUCUAUGGGUGGACAAGCCCAAUCAAUUGGUUUAUUUUGUGGGACUGCGCGAUACUCCAUUAGAGAAGCAUCUCUAUGUAGUUAGCUUGCAGCGUCCAGAGCACAUACGUCUGUUAACCGAGCCGGGGUACUCAUAUCUGGUGGAGUUUGAUGAUCUAUGCCAGUUAAUGUUGCUCGUCUAUUGCAAUAUCCAACGCCUUCCAAGCUGCAAGGUGAUGCGUGUCACGCAAACCUGCCAGAAUGGCGGUGUCAAUGGUAUACAGAUCUCUUUGGUUGGAUUUUUGCAUGAGGGUGGCAAACCGGAGCCGCAAUAUUGCCCGCAAAUCUUUCGCCCACAGCUGCCAUCAGGCGAUAUCGUCUACGCCAUGGUCUUUAAGCCUCACAACUUUCAAUUGGGAGUUAAAUAUCCCACGGUGUUGAAUGUCUAUGGCGGACCUGAGGUGCAAACCGUGAACAAUACAUUUAAGGGCAAACAUCAGUUGCGCAUGCAUAUGCUGGCUGCCCAGGGCUAUUGUGUGAUCUGCAUUGAUUCACGCGGUUCCAGGCAUCGUGGCAUACGUUUCGAGAGUCAUAUUCGGGGUCGCAUGGGUCAAGUGGAAUUGACUGAUCAGGUGGAUGCCCUGCGCAUACUCUCGGAUCAACUGGGAUACAUUGAUAUGGACCGAGUUGCUAUACAUGGCUGGUCCUAUGGUGGUUAUUUAAGCUUGAUGGGCUUGGUGCAGUAUCCGGAAAUCUUCAAGGUGGCCAUUGCGGGAGCACCAGUCACGAAUUGGGAAUACUAUGAUACAGGCUAUACGGAACGAUAUAUGGAUAUGCCCAAGUGCAAUGAAGCGGGAUAUACAGCUGGCUCAGUACUCAAUUAUGUGCAUGCAUUUCCUGACGAGGAUAAUCGACUGCUGCUCAUUCAUGGUCUGAUCGAUGAGAAUGUGCAUUUUAAUCACACGUCACGACUGAUCAGCGCUUUGAAUAAGGCAAACAAGCCCUAUGCAUUGCAUUUGUUUCCCGAGGAGCGGCAUUCUUUACGCAAUUUAGAAUCGAAUAAGAACUACGAAACGAAAUUAUUAUCAUUCUUGCAAAACUUAUGAGAUUCAUAAAACACGCACGCUCCCCACACAGCAUCCUAUUACAUGUAAUAUCGUAAUUGUUGUUAAAUUAAAU
Drosophila arizonae is the source of this 3749-nucleotide messenger RNA. Its product is annotated as dipeptidyl peptidase 9. The record is from RefSeq and is a predicted model, not a curated record. Gene Ontology annotation, molecular function: serine-type peptidase activity; dipeptidyl-peptidase activity. NCBI's taxonomy places the organism in Eukaryota, Metazoa, Arthropoda, Insecta, Diptera, Drosophilidae. Gene Ontology annotation, biological process: proteolysis.